UGGUAGUGUAGUGUGAAAGGUUUUCUGGCUGUAUCUGGCUGUAGUCGAUGGGCGAAGUUUGUUUCAAGGGGGCAGUCAGUAGAUCGAUAGAUUUCUGGUCGAAGGGCUGCCUACAAUUGAGGGACGCCGUUUUCGUGAUAAUCUUCGCUCGCUCCAUUCGGCGCGGAACAGCAUCUCCCCGGUGUUCUCUGCCUCUCCGACACGCCGUCUCAGGGUUUCCAACCGGUGUGUGAGUUGGUUCUCGCGUCGUUUCUCCACCGCCAUAGCCGUCGUUCCUUCGCUUCUCUUCCUGUCUCUGCCCUUGUGGGAAUCGUCAGUUCGGAUAUAAUUGGCUUCUCAGCAGGGUAAGGGAUUUGCUCUUGGAGGAGCGCGAAGGGUUUUGGAGAGCGCGCGGGGUCGUGGGGAAGACGAUUGUCGAGCUUCGACUACAGGAUUUCCAUCAUUAUCUGUUGAUUGGUAGAAGAGGGAAUUCGGCAAAAUGUCUCUCAGACCGAAUGCGAGGACGGAGUCUCGACGGAAAAAUUUCAAGAAAGCCAUCGACGCCGAUGACGCCCGUAGAAAGAGGGAGGAUAAUAUGGUGGAAAUCCGGAAGUCGAAGAGAGAGGAGAGCUUGCUCAAAAAGAGGCGGGAAGGCAUGCAAGCGCAGAUCGAGGUUCCUAGGGUUCCAAUCUCGACCGUGGAGAACAAGCAACUUGAGUUGAUUCCUCAGAUGGCCCAAGGAGUUUGGGCAGAAAACCCUCAACAGCAAUUGGAGGCGACGACUUCGUUCAGGAAACUGUUGUCUAUCGAGAGGAGUCCGCCUAUUGAGGAGGUCAUCAGAGCUGGAGUCGUUCCGCGGUUUGUGCAAUUCCUGCAGAAGUACGACUUUCCUCAACUGCAGUUCGAGGCGGCCUGGGCAUUGACAAAUAUUGCCUCUGGAACAUCAGAUCACACUCGGGUCGUCAUUGAGCACGAUGCAGUGCCGAUCUUCGUCCAUCUUCUCAGUUCUCCAAGCGACGACGUGAGAGAGCAGGCCGUUUGGGCGCUGGGUAAUAUUGCUGGAGAUUCGCCGAAGUGCAGAGAUCUUGUCCUUAGCCACGGUGCUUUGCAGCCGUUGCUUGCUCAACUGAAUGACAAUGCGAAACCAUCCAUGCUCAGGAACGCUACCUGGACUCUGUCGAAUUUCUGCCGUGGCAAGCCUCAGCCAUCUUUCGAGCAGUCAAAGCCAGCACUGCCUGCACUGGAGAGAUUGAUUCAUUCCACAGACGAGGAGGUUCUCACUGAUGCCUGCUGGGCAUUAUCAUAUUUGUCGGAUGGGACGAACGACAAGAUUCAAGCCGUCAUCGAUGCUGGAGUGUGCAGACGUCUGGUUGAACUUCUCAUGUAUCCUUCCGCAACAGUGUUGAUUCCCGCCCUGAGAACUGUCGGAAACAUUGUCACUGGGGAUGACGUGCAAACACAGAUUAUCAUCAAUAACCAGGCACUCCCUUGUCUGCUGGAGCUGCUGAAGAACAAUCACAAGAAGAGCAUCAAGAAGGAAGCUUGCUGGACGAUCUCCAAUAUUACCGCUGGCAACAAAGAUCAAAUCCAGGCCGUUGUUGAUGCCAACAUCAUUCCUCCUCUGAUCAACUUGUUGGCGACUGCGGAAUUCGAUAUCAAGAAGGAAGCUGCCUGGGCCAUUUCUAAUGCAACCUCUGGUGGGACCCAUGAACAAAUCAAAUACCUCGUGAGCCAGGGUUGUAUCAAGCCUCUGUGUGACCUGCUGACGUGUUCGGAUGCACGUAUAGUUACGGUGGCGCUGGAAGGUUUGGAGAAUAUUUUGAAGGUUGGGGAGGCGGAGAAGGAAUUGGGAGAGACAGGUGGCAUCAACUUGUAUGCGCAGUACAUUGAUGAGGCUGAUGGCUUGGAGAAGAUCGAGAAUCUGCAGUCCAUCAAUAACAACGAGAUUUACGAGAAGGCAGUGAAGAUCUUGGAGACGUACUUCGGACUGGAAGACGAGGACGACCAGAAUCUUGCUCCGCAGAUGACUGCAAGCAAUCAGACUUAUGCGUUCGGCGGCGAAGCACCCAUGGUGCCGACGGAUGGCUUCCAGUUUGGCUAAGCAGAUCAGGUGAAGUGGAGCCCGUGUGGUGAGGUGCGGGUCGAGGUACCUCUGUGCUGCUGCCCCCCCGACAUUUUUCAAGAGAAGUGCUUGAUGGUGAAUGCGGGAAAGGGGUUGCAGGAUUGAACGGUCCGAAUGUGAGAAACGCUCAGAAUGAAGAUGUCCCUUGUGACCUUUCUGCCCCCUUUUUCGCCGAUGGCCUUCUUGCCGACAUGGUACUGCAGUGGGUAGUGUACACGUAUAGAGACAUGCACAGAACAUGGUCAUCCUGCUGUUCGAUCGAAGGGAGUUUGUUGUCGUCUGCCAUGGCUGUAGUGCUGGUAUGCGUUGGGCAGAGAUGUCGCUACAGUCAUCGUUGCAAUGAACGUGGUCCUCCCUCGGAACAUGCAGGGUAUUUUUCCCGGUUUCUGUUUUGAUUUGUUUGUUCUCUGUUUUGGUUUUGUUUUUGUUUUUUGUUCGGGAUGACGAUUGCCCACCCCCG
Molecule: messenger RNA, 2561 nt
Organism: Chara braunii
Lineage: Eukaryota; Viridiplantae; Streptophyta; Charophyceae; Charales; Characeae
Source: the annotation of a GenBank genome assembly